AUGGAAGAUCUAACAGGAGAAUACAUCGCUGACGGAGCCGUAUCUGCAGUGGGAAUACUGACAUUGCCUCUGUACAUUUACAUAUUGUUCAUAAUUAGGGCGGUGAGAACGAAACACAGGAAGAACAGCACGUUCUAUCUGAUUCUUCUGGUCAAUGGGGUCGCUGAUAUCAGUAAGUAUUGAGGCCAAGUUUGUCUUGCUUCUUAUACAUAUCAGCGUUCAUAUUUACUGUAAAACAAAGCAAUGAAAAAAACGAACGAACUUUUUGAACGACCCAAUAGGUCAUAAACGCUUAUGGCAAGUUAUGCUUUCAGCUUCCCUCCUCACAAGUUACUUCUUCUACAUGUUUCCCAGAUGGGGCUGGCUUCUCGAGUUUUACAUUUGGUCCGACAAAUGGGUAAUGCAUAUCGGCUUCUUUGUCACUUGGUGGUGCGCAGCGGUUCAAGCUCAGUGCACGUUAAUGCUGGGGAUAAAUCGGUUUACCGUCAUCAAAUGUGAAAGGAUCACUCAUGUAAGAAAUAUUUUUGUUUUUACAAGUGAAAGACCAAGCAUUUUUUGCAGAAAGAGCGGUAACAGAAAUAUCAUUUUCUGGCUGCAUCUUUGCCAGUUUUCUUAAAAAAAAUAUUCUUUUUGUUGAAAUAUUACACUCUACUGUAAAAAUAGGCAAAAACGUUUUUGAAAACGAUUUCCACCUGCAGAUCUCGGUGGUUUCUGUGAAGCACAUGCGGGCGGUCACAAAGAAAAACACUUUUUUGGCCAUAUUUUUGCCAGUUUCAUACUGAAACAGUUGAUUUUUUGUGGAAAGAUUUCUCUCUGUGCUAUAAUUGGACACGAAGCUUUUUCAUGCCAAAAUUCACAAAAAAAUGCCAUAUUUUGCCAAAUUUCGACUUAAAAAGCUUGGUCGUUUCCACAAAGCACGAGUCUCGCAUAAGUCUCAUGAAAAUCUCAGCUUUACAUUUGGCUCAUUUCUCCUGUUAAUCACCAAUUUUUUACAGGUCUGGAUGCGAGCUCCGUUCACGCUUACUAUCCUCAUAGUUCCUGGUCUCUUCAUUGGAGCCACCUUGAGCUUCAGCGGCGUGGCUUACAUUCCCUCGGAUAUUGGAGGUUUGGUACCGAAGCUGACAAGGUAAGGUCUUAUUUUAUCAAUGAUUUUGUAUGAUACGAUAUCCAUUAUUUGUAUCUUCCCGGUUGAGCCCAUUCUUUUGUGAUUAGGUCAACUUAUAUGUUUUUAUAUGUGCAGGGUUGCGGUAGAUGGUGGGAAACUUUUUCGUAUUAUAUAUUAGGACAUGAACACAGUAAAAGUUGUAGUUUGCUGUCAAUUACCCCUUGUUAAGACAAUUGACAGAACACAUAAACAUGUUGGUACACAGACUUCAUUCCGGCAUUUUCAGUGAACUAAUAAAGCGCAUCCUUUUCGGAAUCACAGGCUUUAUGAUGAUGUCGUAUUCCGCAAUACUCAUUGUCAUGUAUCUAUAUAUCUGGAAUGUUGUUCGUUCUCAACGCCCAAUCAACCGGCUGGCCGAGAGUUCGCAGCGAAGAGAGGCGGUUCAGCGGAGACGAGAAAUCAAACUUUUGACAAUGUCAUGCCUGAUCUGUCUGGCUCAAAUCCUAAUGACCUGCUAUUUGGUGUACAAAACGUUGAGUGGAGUGGAUCGAGAGCUGCGGAUUUAUACGUUGCUGAGGUGAGAAAUAAACCGUGAAAUGUCCUGAGACUGGCUUUUUUACACAUUUGUUGAGUGCAGUUCGCAUAUCAGGCUGUCGGGAAAAUAAUGUGGACUUGUCGCAGCAAAAUGUUUCGCCUCGUCGCAAUUUCGCAACAAAUCUCCAUUUGGCGCCGUGGCAAAGCGAUAACGGACCAUUUCAAGGCGCGACAAGACCACAUUAUUUUCCCGACAGACUGAUACCACUCGAUAAUUUAUAUAGUUUGUAGAACCAUUCCAAAACGCAUUUUACCCUUAAAAUUUUAUUUGUCUCUCAUUCUAAUGGUAAUGGAACGCUUCCUUUUCAGUGUUCUCUACAGCUCGCUGAACCCAUAUCUUCUCUUCUUCUUCAGCGACACCAUUAGAACCCAUGCAUUGGAAGUGGUGGCACGUCUUAUUCUACCGCCUCGAAUUGAACCCAAACUUGUUAAAGUCAAAAGCAUCUCAGCGUUGACUAUUUAG
Molecule: messenger RNA, 2162 nt
Organism: Bursaphelenchus xylophilus (pine wood nematode)
Lineage: Eukaryota; Metazoa; Nematoda; Chromadorea; Rhabditida; Aphelenchoididae
Source: the annotation of a GenBank genome assembly